ACGUCACAAGGAUUGGUAAGGAUUGCAGAUAGGUGGGUGUGUAGUACAGCUGUUUAAUAGUAAGUGGGGCCUUCAAUAGUUUGGUAGGGUGUAUCAUGGCGAUACGAUUCAACAGCACGAUAUCGACAGACAUCCGCAAUACAAAACGCAGAUUCAUACGUAUCGAACUCGAGCAUUCGUAGAUGCAAUUGUCUUGGAGUUUGGUGUAUUUUGAACACUGCUAUUUACAACAGUUGUAGGGUUAACGAUUCACAGAGAUAAACAUACAAUUUUCAACAUAAACUCCGAAGCGAAGAGAGAAACACUCUAAAUACACAUAUUCCCGUAUACAAAUAGUCCCCACAAGUGUUAAAAUUCAGAAGCAGUAUGUUGUUCUUAAUCGGCGUCCUAUGGAUAAUCCUGAACAACUUCAUGCUACUUGCGACGUUCGUAGGCAUGCCGCUUGCCUUUAUAUACGGUGAUGAAGAAGGCUUCUUGCAGUUUACUAUGGCAUUGUUGAUCAGCAAACUGGUGCUGUUGGGGCUGAUGCGAACCGUACCGAAAGCACAGGCCCCUUUUGUAGAUUAUCUCCAGACGCCGACGCUUGCCGUGGUGACAUAUCUGUCUCCUUACAUACCUUCAAUUCUGCUGACCUUUUUGGCAACAGGGUUGAAUGCAGUGUUCCCACUGGAGGCUCUGUUGUUUGUUAUCGCUGCACACAUGAUUUCGCUGAAACUAUUCGAGAUGAUGGAUCACGAGGAAACGGAAGGCGUGGCUAAGACCGUCAUCUUAGGAGGCAGUAUCUGUAGCUGCGUAGCGUCCGUCUGCGUGCUAGUAUUUCUAUUCACGCACUGUGAAGUGUCGGCAUCCUCGGGGCUUUUCAUUGGUUGCUCUUUAUCCGCUGCUUUGGGCUUGCUGGUUUCGUCAAUAUACGUAGAUGAAGGCAUCUUGCUAGAUCCGAGCUUGCUUCUGCUGUACACGAGUCUAGUAUGUUGGUGUUUGGUGGACGACAUGGAACGGGUCGAUGAUACCUCCGGCGAUUUCUCAUGGUCACUGACUGGCCCUCUCAAGUUCUUCCUAGGCUUCUCUGUCGAUCGGUCACUGCUGAAUAUCGCCAUAUUCGUUGUGCGUCUCCUAAGUCUCUAUGUCUUUGGCACCGAGCUGUGGCGAACGGGAACUGACGAGGAUGAGGCGGACGAGACUGUUGUGGGGCGAUUUGCUGGGGACAUCAGUGUAGUGCUCCUCUACGCCAACUUGCUGCAAGGGCUAUUCAACCCAUCGUUAGUCGGUAACUGGAUGGUGCGUGUGCUGCAGAAUGUAGUUGCCCUGGGGUUCUAUUCGAUCAUUCUGUUCAUGCCUGAUGGUAUCGAGGCAGACGUGUGGAAAGUAGACUGAGUCACAAUACAGACAAGGUCGCUGGAGUGGUAUGCGAACAAAUGCUCGCAACGGAGAACGGAAGGCACAUACAGCCGGCGAUGGUCAAUACCCUUCAGACAGGAGUCACAUAUCACCAGUUGACACAAUAGUUUGAAUACGGAGAUGGAUGGAGCCCCUGAAGGCAAUGGGAUAUCUUGACGGAUUGAUGGCCGAGUUCAAGACCAAAGUGCCAAGAUAGUUGAUGCCAAGUCCCCACAGCAACAGAUGCGUGACACUUUUGGCAGGGAUAAGUAUAUUGAUACGUUAUCCGCGAGAUAGGAGACAGAUAGGGUUUGUAUAUCAUGUGGCAAUGAAAGCCACAAACGUAUCAUACGUUUAAUACUUUGGCAGCGAUUGUUUUUGGCAUCAGAUAGCGGAAGUUGUUGCUAACGACGCUUGCGAAGAAACAGCGUUUAUUCACCACAGCAGAGCGUGUAACACUAUCAUAUUGGCUUCGUCAGCAUAAUAACUGUUCUUGCACGAUUCGAAGGAUCGUAUAGGCCAUAGCGAAUAAAUUCAUGUACAAGGACAAAUUCUGAACGAGCUGACUUGUUGCCUAGCAACUCGUAACAGAAGGAUGCGCUAGCACCGGUCAUAGCGAGCUAGGACACUCGGGGCGAAGAUCAGAGAUUGGGCUGUAGCUUGAGAAGGACACGA
Molecule: messenger RNA, 2052 nt
Organism: Sphaeroforma arctica JP610
Lineage: Eukaryota; Ichthyosporea; Ichthyophonida
Exons: 7
Coding region: 367-1374 (335 amino acids)
Source: RefSeq, a predicted model, not a curated record